Molecule: messenger RNA, 3487 nt
Organism: Phyllotreta striolata
Lineage: Eukaryota; Metazoa; Arthropoda; Insecta; Coleoptera; Chrysomelidae
Source: the annotation of a GenBank genome assembly
UGCGUCGCCGCCCCCACCACUCCCCUAUACGGGAUUCCGAGUGCACAAGAAAGCUCUUCUCGCCUUGCUCGCGGCACCGCGGGCGCACUCUCCGUGCAAGAACGCCGGCCUGGCGUUGCCGCGUCCCCGGAUCAAUCCGGCAUCUCCGGAGUUAUACGCUAGAAUUUUUCCAACCCGGCUUAAACGACUUAAACCCUUGGAGUUUAUGCAUCGCUAUGCCGGAGGCGCGGGAAUAGAAAAAAUUGUUGUAUCGGGUGUUAAAGGGGUGGAAUCGGGGAGUCUCGCGGGUGGGCUCCGCGCCCUAAUCCGCUAACCCUUUUCCCUACAUAGCGCUGUCGCCGACGAGCCGGCAACGUCGCCGAAGAGCAGAAGGAACGGCGGAGGAGAGACCGAACGCGGCCGGAAUCGAAUAAUCAAAAAGUCAUCGCAUCGUCGUCCAUGGCUGCGAACGUCGCCCGUGGUUCGGUUCGCGCGUGAAAAACCAAGUAGAUUAUCGACGAUUACCAAGGGGUGCGAUCGGCGACAUUCUCCCCGGAACAAAAGGAGGACUAGCAGCAGGUAAAAUGAGGCUGGCUGUGUUCGUGUGCGCCCUCGCCGUGCUCGCGCUCGCUUCCGAGGCGAAGAGGAAGAGGAAAUUCGAAGGGGACUUCGAAUUCGCCGAAGAGGAUGAUAACAGAUCUAGCAAAUCUGUAGAGAAAAAGAGAUGGAUUCACGACCCUUCGAGCGAUCUGUGCCGGCCGUUGAAUUGCAAGAAAAAAGAAAUCUGCUUACUGGAGGACGCCUUCACAGCGGUAUGCGUAUCCCGAAAGGAACUCAAGAAAAACGGGGACAUUGUGGUACCGAAAACUUCUACCGAACCGGAGGAAUCUAAAGAUGAAGACGACGACGUCUUCUACGACACCGAAGAUGAUCCCGAGGGAGACAGCGAAGAACUGGGAGAUGCUGUAGUGUGUAAACCUUGCCCGGUGGUCAAGCCGAUAUUCUUGUGCGGUUCCGAUAACAGAACGUACAGCUCCCUCUGCCGGCUGGACUAUCACAAUUGCAUUCACAAGUCGAGCAUAAGGGUGGGUUGCAAAGGAUUCUGUCCGUGUUUAGACGACGAUUUCAGAAAGAAACAGAAACAAACCGAGAAGCUGAACUUGUUCAUGAGCAAGUACAAGGCAACGUUGGACAAAUCAGGCAGCGGCAGUUCCUCGAUAGGCGGGAAAUUGAACAAGAAUCCCCAGAAAUCCGAUUUGUACACGUACACCCCGCAGGACUUCAAAUACGAUAAUAAGCACUACAAAUACAUCAAAUACACGAAAUACAACAAGGACGCCAACAGUAUUUUAUACGCCGAAGACAAGGAACGGCUCAGAGGCUACAACGAAGUGCUGGAUAAUAAGAUAUACAGCGGCCCGGUUCUCGGCACCCCCAUUUACCCUCCCAAGCAAUGCUCCCCCACGGCCUUGCAAGCCAUGGGCAACCGGCUACUCGACUGGUUCUCCGUGGUGAUGAACGACGCCACCAAGCGAAGAAGAAUGAAAAUCAAAUCUAAAGUGCGUUUCCCUGCGGCGUGCAAGGGCGAGGUGAGAUGGAUGUUCCAGCACUUGGACACCAACGCCGAUUCGAAGCUCUCGCUGCAGGAGCUCUACGACCUGGAGCACGACCAGAACGAGGUGUGCCUGAAGCCGUUCCUGCAGCAGUGCGACGUCGACAGGGACGUGGUGGUGACGCCGUCCGAAUGGUGCAGGUGCUUCCAGAGAACGGAGCGACCCUGCGCGGCGGUCAAGCGCAAAAUCACCGCCGAUUUGCUGGGUGUGUUCGUGCCGGAAUGCGACAGCCAGGGGUAUUACAAAUCGGUGCAAUGCCAUAGUGCAAUUGGAAUGUGCUGGUGCGUUGAUAAGCACGGCGUGGAAUUCGCCGAUACUCGUACGCAUUCCAAGCCUAAUUGCGAGUCCAUCAUGAACAAGUCGAGUUUGGAUUACUCGGCGAAGCAAAUGAGCAAUAGCGUGGACAAUGCGAGCGAUGAUGAAGAUGGAGACGAUUCCGGCGAUCAGGAAAUAGAAGGCAGCGCCGAUCAUCCGGCGGAUUAUUAAAUUAAGUAAUAAUACCUGAUAGUAAUAAAGAGUAACGGUGAGGAAAAUAAUAAAUGAAAGAAACAACACCCUAAAUAUCCGUUAAGAAUUGCCUGCUACUACUUAAUAAUCUUUUCAUUAUGACCUAAUUUGUACGGCUUAGAGUUGUUUAGGAUAUUUUUUUAUGAAACGACGCGGUUUCUUAGUAAAGUAAAAGAGGCGUUAAUCGUCGGAGCAGUAACUUUAUAAACUGAAAUUAGUAGAAUUAUUCGUGCUAUCGGUAAUCUUUUUCGUGCAAAAUAAUAACUUUUGUGAAGGAAGAAAAGUUACUGCUUACAUCGAUUAAUUGUAUAUUUUUUUUCGUUUAAUAACGAUUUAUUGUAGUAAAAGUGACGAUGCAGGGUGUUCUUAAAAUGUAUACUAAAAACAAUCAAUUAGUAAAAGUGCGUUUUGCAGCUUAUUGAGGUACAUAAUUUUAUGAUCAUCCUGUAUGAGAAAUCGUAGUGAGUUUUAUAGCAACAAAACCGAAUUAUCCGAUUGGUUUAGAGGCCAAAAAAGCACGUUAAGAAACCAGUAAAACGAUUUUUUUUGUUAUAAAAUCACUACUCUUGCCUAACGAUAUAGAAAUGAAACAUUCCAUGCCAUUCCUAUUUUUUUAAGGAUUACCAUAAGCCCAUUCUCCAUGUAGCGUUUUAGUUAAGUUUACUAUAGUUUAUACGUGUAAAUAUUGAUUUUUCCACAAUUAGUCGGAAUUGGUUUGUAAUUUCACAUGUACCUCACUAGGUCUAUUAAUCAAACCUUUCAAUAACCAGUCGAGAUAACUCAAAGGCUCUAAAAAUAAUGGAGAGGAGUACAAUGUGAGAUUUACGAUUUUUAACAGAAAUAUAUGAAUAAAAAUAAGUCAUUAGUUCUCGAGUUAACGAACGAGUUACAUUUCAAAAUUAGGCCUUAAUAGGAAACGGAAAAAAUUAAAAAUUUCAUCAAUGACUUCAUAACAAUACGUUGUUUUAUAAAAAAUUAAAAAAAAAAGUGGUACUCCUCAUCAUUUUCUAUUACAAGCGAAUUCUGACUAACUCCUACCUAAAAUGCAUUUAAAAUAUUAAAAAAAGAUACUUAAGAAUCGACUAAUUUAGUAUUUUGGUGCUUGAAAUUUCUAUUAGUUCGCAGGUUUCCGUUCCGAUAAAAGUAAAGCAUUCUUAAAUUAUAAACGUGUAUCAAGUAUGGAAUUUUUUCGAGCAGUUAUGCGUAUUAUAGUUAGAAAAUAGUCAUACGCAGAAGCUUCAUGUUCGUACUGUCUAAAAAAUUAUUACAAACGUACAGGGCGAGCCGAAACUCGCAUCCAUGUAAGUACAUAUUUAUGCAUUUAUGUGUUUAGAACUAUCAUAAUAUUAUUGUUAACGUUAGAAAAAUUGUUUAUCGUCUUUUGAUGU